Molecule: messenger RNA, 2619 nt
Organism: Triticum urartu
Lineage: Eukaryota; Viridiplantae; Streptophyta; Magnoliopsida; Poales; Poaceae
Product: oxysterol-binding protein-related protein 1B
Cellular component (GO): cytosol; membrane
Molecular function (GO): sterol binding
Source: RefSeq, a predicted model, not a curated record
UGCGCCCGCGCCUGCGCCGCGCGCAUCAGAGUCUCCUCCCUCCCUCUCUCCCGUUCCCAUCUCAGCCCGCCUCCGCGGCUCUGCUCGCCACCGCAACCCAACGAAUCCAUUCCAAUCGACCCACCGCGUGGAGGCGCUUCUAUAGGCGGAGCGGCCAAUAAACAAGUCGAGAUGGGGACGCCAGCGGCGUGAGAGCGGGCGACGGAGGCGACGAUGCGGGCCAGGGAGAUGCACCCGCUCUGCUGCCUCGCCGCCGACUUCUGCCCCGGGGGCGGCGGCGCCGCCGAGGAAGACGACGGGGACUGCUCCCCGCCGCCCGCGGACGGAGCGGCGGUGGCGGGGGUGCUGCACAAGUGGACCAACAUCGGCAGGGGCUGGCGCCCGCGCUGGUUCGCGAUCCGCGGCGGCGUGCUCGCCUACUCGAAGAUCCGCCGCCGCGUCGCGGCAGAGGAGGCCACGCCGCAGCCAACCGAGCCCGCCGCGGGCGUUAGGGUGAUCGGGGGCGCGGACCGCGGCGCCGGGGAGCGGCCCAUCGGAUUCGUCCAUCUCAAGAUCUCAUCAUUUAGCGAAAGUAAAUCAGAUGACAAACGGUUCUAUAUCAUUACCCCAACCAAGACACUUCAGUUGAGGACAGGUUGUGUUAAGGACCGUGUGGCUUGGAUUGAAGCACUUGUUUCAGCGAGAAGUGAAUAUUCUCUUGGUGGUAUUUUACCAAGUGACCGGAAUGGUGGAUCAUUUUCUACAGAAAAGCUAAGAGACCGCUUGCAUGCUGAAGGUGUUGGUGCAGAAAUUGUUAAAGACUGUGAGCAGAUUGUUCAUUCAGAAUUUUCACAGUAUCAUGUACAGAUGAAGCAGCGUUGUGAAUCGUAUUUAAGUUUUAUCGGCAGUCUUCCACGGGAACUUGAGGCAGUUAAUUCAGAAGAUGCAACUAUUCGUGGCAAUCCACAGUCGCAGUUGUUCAAGCCUGACUUUUCCAGCUCUGGAAAAUGUAGUGAAUACAGCAACACAGAAUCUUCUGAAGAUGCUGGUAAACAAGAAAUAGGGAAAAUGUCAGAUGAAGAUGAGUUUCAUUUCUAUGAUACAAGGCAAAGUUUUAGCGACAGUGUGGCUAGUCCUGACGUGAAAGUGAGAUACUUAAAUUAUGGGAAUGAAGCUUGCAAAUUUGGUGACUCAUUAGCUGCCGACAAGACCAAUGAAUAUCUAUUAUCGUCUGCGAAGAGGCGCUCCAAGUUGCCUGAACCAGUAGAGAAGGAGAGAAGUGUUAGCCUUUGGUCCAUGAUCAAAGAUAAUGUUGGCAAGGAUCUUACAAGGGUCUGUCUUCCUGUUUAUUUUAACGAGCCUUUGUCGUCUCUUCAAAAGUGCUUUGAAGAGUUGGAGUAUUCCUAUUUGUUGGACCGUGCAUACGAAUGUGGUUUAAGGGGCAACGGUCUGAUGAGAAUUCUUUAUGUUGCUGCCUUUGCUGUCUCUGGAUAUGCUUCCACAGAUAGCCGUCCCUGCAAACCUUUCAAUCCACUGUUAGGGGAAACUUAUGAAGCUGAUUACCCUGAAAAGGGGAUACGUUUCUUCUCUGAAAAGGUUAGUCAUCAUCCGAUGGCCAUGGCAUGCCAUUGUGAAGGAAAAGGUUGGAAAUUUUGGGGAGACAGCAAUCUAAAGAGUAAAUUCUGGGGUCAGUCGAUUCAAGUGGAUCCUAGUGGCAUAUUAACCCUAGAGUUUGAUGAUGGAGAAACUUUCCAGUGGAGCAAGGUUACAACCACAAUUAAUAACCUUAUCAUUGGUCGAGUAUAUUGCCAUCACCAUGGCACAAUGAGUAUUAGUGGAAACAAAAAAUAUUCAUGCAAGCUGAUGUUUAAAGAGCAGUCUUUCCUCGAACGUAAUCCUCGCCAGGUUCAAGGCUUUGUUAAAGAUGCUGAUGGCACCAAGGUUGCAUCCCUGAUGGGCAAGUGGGAUGAGAGCAUGUAUUGCGUUGUUAGUGAUGAUGCUUCUAAACUGAACUCUCAUAUUUCACAUCAGAGCGCUGGCGCCACCUUGUUGUGGAAGAAAAAUGAGCCUCCAGCAGAUCCCACUAGAUAUAACUUGUCAUCAUUUGCGAUUACUUUAAAUGAGCUGACUCCAGGGCUUAAGGAGAAGCUUCCACCAACAGAUUCAAGACUCAGACCAGACCAGCGACAUCUAGAGAAUGGGGAGUACGAAAAGGCCAACUCUGAGAAACUGCGCCUCGAGACCAGACAACGAAUGGCAAGGAACAUGCAGGAGAGUGGCUGGAAGCCAAGAUGGUUCCAAAGGGACAGCGAGCAUGGAACAUACCGCUAUGUCGGAGGCUACUGGGAGGCAAGGGAACAGACAAAAUGGGUUGGAUGCAGUGACAUAUUUGGCAGUUUCUGCGACAAUCCAAAGCCACGGGUGUCCACGCUGUACACCAGCGCGAGUGUCUAAGGAGGCAGUAGUAGGCGUUGUCAGCAUAUUAAUUUUUCAAAGGUACAUAAUUGAUUGGUUCCUCUCACAUCUAUGGUACAAAGAAGAGCUAAGAUGUUCUCCUUGUUGUCCUAUACACAUACACAAACGCUGGGACAUUAAGCGCAACCAAAUCCCUAAUUUGAUAUACUGGUAUACUUUUGCUAA